GCGCGCGUGCUGCGUGAGGACGCGUGCGCAUGCGGACGCGCGCGGGUUCGGUGCGGCGCGGCGGGCUUGGCAGUGCGCCUGUGCGGCCGGCGCAUCCCGAUGGAGCGCGGCGGCGGUGGCUUCGGGACGGGAUCCCGGCCUGAGGGGACUGCGCGGGGAACCUCUCUCCCAGGGAAGAUCGCAGAACCGGGCGCGGUGCGGACCUCUCAGCCCAACUACCGGCCUCAAGGCAUGGAGGGAUUUUUGAAAUCAGAUGAGAGGCAGAGAUUGGCCAAAGAAAGACGAGAAGAAAGAGAAAAAUGUCUGGCUGCUCGGGAGCAACAGAUCCUGGAGAAACAGAAAAGAGCCAAGCUGCAGUACGAAAAGCAAAUGGAGGAGCGAUGGCGAAAACUGGAAGAGCAGCGGCAGCGGGAGGACCAAAAGAGAGCUGCUGUGGAAGAGAAAAGGAAACAGAAGCUCCGGGAGGAGGAGGAACGGCUGGAGGCGAUGAUGCGCCGGUCCCUGGAGCGCACACAGCAGCUGGAGCUGAAAAAGAAGUAUUCGUGGGGAGCACCACUGGCCAUUGGACCCGGAGGACAUGAUGCAUGUGACAAACUUUCAACAUCAACUAUGAGUUUGCCAAAGCCGACGGAGCCUCCCAUGAGUAAACGCCUGUCUUCAUCCACCGUGGCAAUAUCCUAUUCCCCAGACCGAGCUCAUCACAUGCACCUUAGUCCAAUGGAAGCCAUUCUUGUUUCGCGACUGUUGACACCCACACAGUCUUCUUUAGCCAGAAGCAGAGCUUCAGUCAUGCUCUCUGGGCAGGCCAGUGAUUCAGUAUUCCAUGUCUGUCCUCGUUUAGCUCCUCUUGGCCCUCUUAACCCUUCUUACAAGUCUUCACCCACUCGAAACAUUGAGAAGAAGAAAGCUACAUCUACGUCUACAUCUGGUGCAGGAGAUGUUGGGAAAGAAGCCCUUGCAGGAGGAGAGGCCUCUCUGGUGGAGAAGGUGAAGCGGGGGCAACGAACAGCAACUUCUCUUCCCGUUGUGAACUUCGGGUCCCCUCUGAGAAGAUGCGAGUUUUCUGGAGGCAUUCCUAAGAGACCAUCUUCUCCUGUGAUAUCCAAGACAGCUACUAAAGCUUAUCCACAGUCUCCAAAGACAACGAAACCUCCCUACCCAGGGUCUCCUGUGAAGUACCGCUUACCUGCCCUUUCUGGCCAAGACAUGCCCAAGAGGAAAGCGGAGAAAGAGAAGAGCAACAAGGAAAGGGAAGGUACCUUGGCUCAGCAGGCUGCUGGCCCACAAGGAGAGGAAGCCCUAGAGAAGCAUGUAGUGGACAAGCAUGCCAGCGAGAAGCAUGCUGCUGCCGCAGGAGGGAAAGCCGAAAACAGCGCAGCCUUGGGGAAGCCCACAGCAGGCACCACUGAUGCAGGAGAGGCUGCGAAGAUCUUGGCUGAAAAGAGAAGACAGGCCCGGCUGCAGAAGGAACAGGAGGAGCAAGAACGACUGGAGAAGGAAGAACAAGAUAGGCUGGAGAGAGAGGAAUUGAAAAGAAAGGCAGAGGAGGAAAGGCUUCGCCUAGAAGAGGAAGCUCGAAAGCAGGAAGAAGAAAGGAAGCGGCAGGAAGAGGAAAAGAAAAAACAGGAAGAGGAAGAGAAAAGAAAGGCAGGCGAGGAGGCCAAGCGGAAGGCUGAGGAGGAGCUGUUGUUGAAAGAAAAGCAAGAACAAGAAAAACAAGAGAAAGCCAUGAUUGAAAAGCAGAAAGAAGCAGCAGAAGCAAAGGCCCGGGAGGUAGCUGAACAGAUGCGUCUCGAGAGAGAACAGAUUAUGCUGCAGAUUGAGCAGGAGAGACUGGAGAGAAAGAAGAGAAUAGAUGAAAUCAUGAAGAGAACAAGGAAAAGUGAUGUGUCUCCACAAGUGAAGAAAGAAGACCCCAAAGUGGGGGUCCAGCCUGCUGUGUGUGUGGAAAAGAAGACAAAACUAGUUGUCCCCAACAAAAUGGAAAUCAAUGGAUUGAACACCUGCCAGGAAGUUAAUGGUGUGGAUCACGCUGCCCCAGAAACUUAUCCCCAAGACAUUUUCUCUAAUGGGCUUAAGCCAGCUGGGGGACUCAUUCAUCUGGAUGCCCUUGAUGGGAAAUCAAAUAGCCUGGAUGAUUCAACUGAAGAAGUUCAGUCUAUGGAUGUGAGGUGUUUGGAGAACCCGUAAAGCUGCUGAUAGUCAAAUCCGAGCUACUAGCUGCUUGAAGAAGCUUCUGUCACCCUUACCGCUGGAUCCCAAAUUAUUAGCUCGGAAUGUAACUGUAUUCUUAGGUAGUAUGUCAAACACUGGCCACUCUUGGUAGAAACCUUGAAACUUUCACCUUGCUGGGCUUUAGCAAAGUUUCCUUUUACAGUUCUGUUUAUGAGCUUCAGCUACUGAUAAAGCACUUCCUGAACUUCUCUAUUAUCAUAGUGACCCUCUGAAUAACCUGAGUGACUGGCUCGGCAAUUCGCUUUAUAACCAUUCUUAUUCCCAAAGUUGGAGCACAUAAACAUUUAGAUGUCUUUUCCUGUAAAAUAGUCUAGACAUUUACCCAAACUCUAGUUCAACAUAUACUCAACUUGCACUGUAUAUCCCCCUGUCUUUUCUGAGACAGAGAAGAAAUUCAGGAGGUUCCCCAUCUCCAGAGUUCCUCUGUUGGAAGGCAGUAUCAAGAAGCCUUUAAAAAAUUGUUGUUAAGCUUUGCCACCUGCAGAAAUGCAUUGCCCCACAUUAUUCUUUUGGUGUUAAAGUAGUAAGUUUGGUUGAGGAAGGAAGUCAAAACAGUCAGUAAUGAUUUCUGUUCUCUUAUGCAUAUUCGUGUAUACAUGGGCAACUGAAUCUAGCAAGGACUCUUUCGUGUCACACCUUAAAAUCUUCAUGCUGUAGUCACUCCAGACCAUGGAGUGGCUUUCCAGCUGAAUGAAUCCUAUGUCUCGCGUGCAGGUGGUUGGUUUUCAAUGUUCUUGCUAAUUUUUUUUCUAUUGGAUCUUGGGAGUUUUCUUUGUUUGCUCCUGUGUUUGCCCAGCUUUAAUAAAACCAGGCGCAAACAAAAACCAUAGCAUUCUGAAACAAUAGGGGGCCCACAUUGGACCCAGUAUGUCACUUUAAUGGACUUUAAGAAAAAAUCUGAAUGGGAAAAAUGACACUAGAAUGUAUACUCCACACAUUUUAUGCCAUAUAAUGGUGUGUUUUCUUAAUUUUGUUUCUUGUGGCAAAAUGUGGCUUUCAAAUUAAAAUGACCUUUUCUUCUUUGAAACUUUUUGUUUUGACUUGUAUAAUUAAGGGUUUGGAAAGAUUCAUAAUUCUGAGAGAGGUUUGCAACCAGGAGAUACAAAGAAGUCUCAGUAGUAAUCUUGUUCAUGUGCUUUUACAGCCAGCUACAUUUAAGAAUGUAUUAGUUACAGAAACUGUAUGUCUGUGUAUGUGUCUCUACUCAAUAAAGUACAUGCCUCCACAUAAUGCGGUGCUGUCCAUCUCAGCAAAUACUGGCCAAGUCCCUUUAUGACAGGCACACAGAAACCAUAGCAUGGUCUGGCUUUCAAAAAAUGCCUCUCAUCUUUCCUGGAACCUUAUUUUGCUAAAUGUCUGUUUUCUUGUGAUUUGUUGUACCUCACAGCACCAUUGUGACCAUGGUGAUGCCUCAUUUGCAUGAUAUGUACAUUGUGUUGAAUGUGAAAUACAUUUUCACUGAAGAGUCUGA
Messenger RNA from Gorilla gorilla gorilla (western lowland gorilla), 3706 nucleotides. RefSeq names its product MAP7 domain containing 2 (gene MAP7D2). The record is from RefSeq and is a predicted model, not a curated record. Gene Ontology annotation, cellular component: microtubule cytoskeleton. NCBI's taxonomy places the organism in Eukaryota, Metazoa, Chordata, Mammalia, Primates, Hominidae. Bases 100 to 2190 code for a protein of 696 amino acids. Gene Ontology annotation, biological process: microtubule cytoskeleton organization. The transcript has 16 exons.